AUGACAAUCAUCAUAUCUCGAUCCCUCAUUCCCUCGUGCUGCUCAACACUCGCAAGCUCUUCUCGCCUCUUUACUCGCUCACUAGCCUCUCACGCUUAUAUGGCCCCUUCCCCUUCGCCCUCAUCAUCAUCCUCGCCGACUUCAUCUCUACCUAUAGAAGCUACCACGACGACCCCCACGGAUUUGACGGACGAGCAGAGGAGGUUGAUCGACUCGAUCAUCCGUGUGGAUCAGGCUGGGGAAUUGGGGGCGAAUUGGAUAUAUAGGGGUCAGAAAUGGGCUAUGGACGUUAAAGGGGACAAAGAAACGGCCAAACAGGUUGAAGAAAUGUGGGAGAAUGAACGACAUCAUCUUACGAUCUUAUCCCAUCUUCAAACUCAACAUCGAGCUAGACCAACGAUGUUAUACCCUCUGUGGCAAGCUAUGGCUUUUGGUCUUGGAGCAAGUACUGGCUUAUUGUCGAAGGAGGCCGCUAUGGCUUGUACCGAGGCGGUGGAAACUGUUAUAGGUGAACAUUAUGAUGACCAGCUUAAAGCACUUCAACCUCUACUCAACCCUACCGAUCCCUCAUCCCCGGCACCCCACCCCUCACUCCCACUGAUGGCUGACAUCCUCAAAGAAUUCAGAGACGAUGAAUUGGAACAUCUUGAUACCGCCGUCGAGGAAGGUGCACAGAAAGCUCCGGGACACAGUUUGUUAUCCGCCAUCAUUGGAGUGGGAUGUAAAGUGGCGAUCAAAGUUUGUGAGAAGGUUUAA
This is a messenger RNA of Kwoniella mangroviensis CBS 8507, 756 nucleotides long. RefSeq lists its product as uncharacterized. Gene Ontology annotation, cellular component: mitochondrial inner membrane. The record is from RefSeq and is a predicted model, not a curated record. Bases 1 to 756 code for a protein of 251 amino acids. Gene Ontology annotation, biological process: ubiquinone biosynthetic process. The transcript is spliced from 3 exons. NCBI's taxonomy places the organism in Eukaryota, Fungi, Basidiomycota, Tremellomycetes, Tremellales, Cryptococcaceae. Gene Ontology annotation, molecular function: 3-demethoxyubiquinol 3-hydroxylase activity.